UCUCCACGCUCUCCCAGCUCUCUGACAGCGGGCAGACCCUCAGCGAAGACAGCGGCGUGGACCUCGGGGACGCCGAGCUGAGCACCAAAGGAGCCGACAGGAGCCGCCCACAAGGCCUGAUCAAGGGCAGAAGCCCCCAGGAAGUGCUGAGGAGCGACGGGCAGGGAGAAACCAUCCCCAAACCACCAGGCCUCCUGGAACCGACAUCCCAUCUGAUCCGGGUGACAAAGACCGCACCAACCCUCGGAAUCGCCAUUGAGGGGGGAGCCAACACUCGGCAGCCCCUGCCUCGAAUAGUGACCAUACAGCGAGGAGGUUCCGCCCACAACUGCGGGAAGCUGAAGGUGGGCCACGUGAUCCUGGAGGUGAACAGCAUGACCCUACGGGGGAAGGAGCACCGUGAGGCGGCCCGCAUCAUCGCCGAGGCCUUUAAGUCGAAGGAGAAGGACUAUGUCGAUUUCCUGGUCACCGAAUUCAACAUCGCCCUUUAGGAACAGGACAGCGGGAGGCUCCGAAGCCGAGAGAGAGUGAGAAAUGGGGUUUUGAGAGGGCUCUGACACGAUGUGCAUAGUCACGUGCGCAUAGUCACGACACCCGGAUAACUCCCAUACGAAGGGACGCCGCCAGCACAAGACACGUGUGAAACAGGUUUGGGGUUGGUGUAGUGCUGGGGGCACUGUUCCUGCUAAGAUACCCCACCACCGUCACCACCCUCAGACUCAAAAUCCCGGCAGGAAAGUUUGGGGGAAGGACGAGGAAAAGAAAGGAGAGAGUGACUUUCUGAUAAGGGUUCCCCCCAUAGAUCACCUUUGCCUGGUUGGCAAACCAUGGUUCAAUGCCCUCUGCCCCCUUUGUCCCUGUGUUAGAGUGACCGAGCCGGGCACCUAUCUGAGAGCCCUGCCAGCCCAUUUAAACAUCCCCUUCCCCGCUGCCAGUCCAUACAGAAGCACUUUGUGGAUGCUACAGAGAACCAAUGAACGGGGGGAGGAGCCAUGCGUCGCCCCGCCCCCUGCUUCCAGAGUGCCGCUAGAGGAGGGAGUCGCCUCCAGGGGGCAGCACCUGUAAGGCCAGUGCCCUGAGCCCUUUGGGGGGCUUAAUCUCUCCAGCCCACCUGGCCCGAGGUUCUUCCACUCCGCCUUCCCACCCAUCCAUCCAGCAAUGGAGAAUGCCUCGUCAAU
This is a messenger RNA of Gekko japonicus, 1178 nucleotides long. RefSeq names its product whirlin-like. Gene Ontology annotation, biological process: sensory perception of sound; auditory receptor cell stereocilium organization. Gene Ontology annotation, cellular component: stereocilium tip; photoreceptor inner segment; cilium. Lineage: Eukaryota; Metazoa; Chordata; Lepidosauria; Squamata; Gekkonidae. The record is from RefSeq and is a predicted model, not a curated record. The transcript has 3 exons. Gene Ontology annotation, molecular function: protein binding. The annotation marks the transcript as partial.